Messenger RNA from Dujonia railenensis, 2118 nucleotides. The record is from the annotation of a GenBank genome assembly. Lineage: Eukaryota; Fungi; Ascomycota; Pichiomycetes; Serinales; Debaryomycetaceae.
AUGUCUGAAAAAGUUGAAACUCAUGAAUUCACUGCUGAGAUCACUCAGUUGAUGUCUCUUAUCAUUAACACUGUCUAUUCAAACAAGGAAAUUUUCCUUAGAGAAUUAAUCUCUAAUGCUUCAGAUGCAUUGGAUAAGAUUAGAUACGAGGCUUUAGCUGAUCCAUCAAAGUUGGAAAGUGAACCAGAAUUAUUUAUUAGAUUAACUCCUCACAAGGACCAAAAGGUUUUGGAAAUCAGAGAUUCCGGUAUUGGUAUGACCAAGGCAGACUUGGUUAACAACUUGGGUACGAUCGCCAAAUCUGGAACUAAGGCCUUUAUGGAAGCUUUAUCUGCAGGUGCCGAUGUUUCCAUGAUUGGUCAAUUCGGUGUUGGUUUCUACUCCUUAUUCUUAGUUGCUGACCACGUUCAAGUUAUCUCCAAGAACAAUGAUGACGAACAAUACAUUUGGGAAUCUAACGCUGGUGGAAAGUUCACAGUUACUUUAGAUGAAACCAACCCAAAGAUUGGCAGAGGUACUAUCUUAAGAUUAUUCCUUAAGGAUGAUCAAUUAGAUUACUUGGAAGAAAAGAGAAUUAAGGAAGUUGUCAAGAGACAUUCUGAAUUCGUCGCUUACCCAAUUCAAUUGGUUGUUACCAAGGAAGUUGAGAAGGAAGUUCCAGUUGAAGAUGAAGAAAAGAAGGAUGAAGAAGAAUCUGAUGACAAGAAGCCAAAGUUGGAAGAAGUUGAAGAUGAAGAGAAGCCAGCUGAACCAAAGACCAAGAAAGUCACUGAAGAAGUUACUGAAACAGAAGAGUUAAACAAGACCAAACCUUUAUGGACCAGAAACCCAUCUGAAGUUACCAAGGAAGAAUACAAUGCUUUCUACAAGUCUAUCUCCAACGAUUGGGAAGACCCAUUAGCUGUCAAGCACUUCUCAGUUGAAGGUCAAUUGGAAUUCAGAGCCAUCUUAUUUGUUCCACAAAGAGCUCCAUUCGAUGCUUUCGAAUCAAAGAAGAAGAAGAACAACAUCAAGCUUUACGUUAGACGUGUUUUCAUUACCGAUGAAGCUGAAGACUUGAUCCCAGAAUGGUUAUCAUUCGUUAGAGGUGUUGUAGACUCUGAAGAUUUACCAUUGAACUUAUCCAGAGAAGUUUUACAACAAAACAAGAUCUUGAAGGUCAUUAAGAAGAACAUCGUCAAGAAGAUCAUCGAAACUUUCAACGAAAUUGCUGAAGAUCACGAUCAAUUCGAAAAGUUCUACACCGCUUUCUCCAAGAACAUCAAGUUGGGAAUUCACGAAGAUCAACAAAACAGAGCUGCUUUAUCUAAGUUAUUGAGAUACUACUCUACCAAGUCUACCGAAGAAUAUACUUCUUUAUCUGACUACGUCACCAGAAUGCCAGAACACCAAAAGAACAUUUACUACAUCACUGGUGAGAGUAUCAAGGCUGUUGAAAAGUCUCCAUUCUUGGAUGCAUUAAAGGCUAAGAAGUUCGAAGUUUUAUUCCUCGUUGACCCAAUUGAUGAAUAUGCUAUGACUCAAUUAAAGGAAUUCGAAGACAAGAAGUUAGUUGACAUUACUAAGGACUUCGAUAUCGAAGAAACUGAAGAAGAAAAGGCUGAAAGAGAAAUCGAAAUCAAGGAAUUUGAACCAUUAACUAAGGCCUUGAAGGAAGUUCUCGGUGAUCAAGUUGAAAAGGUUGUUGUAUCUCACAAGUUGGUUGAUGCUCCAGCUGCUAUCAGAACUGGUCAAUUCGGUUGGUCUGCUAAUAUGGAAAGAAUCAUGAAGGCUCAAGCUUUAAGAGACACCACCAUGUCAUCUUACAUGUCUUCUAAGAAGACUUUUGAAAUUUCUCCAAAGUCCGCCAUUAUCAAGGAAUUAAAGAAGAAGGUUGAAGCCGAUGGUGCUGAAGACAAGACCGUUAAGGACUUGACUACCUUAUUGUACGAAACUGCUUUGUUGACUUCUGGUUUCUCUUUAGAAGAACCAAGUUCAUUUGCUGGUAGAAUUAAUAGAUUAAUCUCUUUAGGUUUAAACAUUGACGAAGAAGAAGAAGAAGAAAAGGAAGCUGAAGGUACUACUACAGAAACAACUUCUGAACCAGCUGUUGAAUCUGCUAUGGAAGAAGUUGAUUAA